GCUGCUUGUGAUUUCAACAUGUGUUUCACCUUUGUCUGGGCUGGGUGGGAGGGUUCUGCACAUGAUGCUAAGAUUUUUAUGGAGGCUCUGCGUAGACCAUCAUUGCAUUUUCCCCAUCCUCCUCAUGGUAAAUAUUAUCUUGUUGAUGCGGGAUACCCUACUUUUAUGGGUUUUCUAGGGCCAUACAAAAAAAAUAGGUAUCAUCUUCCGCAAUUCAGAAAUGGACCUAGAAUAACAGGGAGAGUUGAGGUGUUCAAUUAUUAUCAUUCUAGUCUUCGCAAUGUGAUUGAACGAUCAUUUGGUUGUUGCAAAGCAAAAUGGAAGAUACUAGGUAGUAUGCCUUCUUAUGAUUUGAAGACACAAAACAAAAUCAUUACGGCUUGUAUGGCUUUGCAUAACUUUAUUAGAAGAAAUGAUAGAAGUGAUGAAGAAUUUGAUGCAAAUUAUGAAAAUGAAGAUGGAGGAGGAGAAAAUGAAGCUGGCCCAAGUACUGUUACAUGGGAGGAACCUGAUUUUCAAAGUUCCUUGCAAAUGGAGCAAAUUAGGGAACACAUCAAAAAUAUGUUUCCAACACGAGUUUAGCUUUUUUCCUAGUUAUCUAUGAUACUUUAGUAGAUAUGUCUUUUUAUUUGUAAGGUGGUAUGAUUAUAUUCAAGACUACGAAUUAUGAUUUGUAUUAACUAUUUGAUACUUGAUAUGGUUUGACGUUAUUGUUAGA
Molecule: messenger RNA, 718 nt
Organism: Lotus japonicus
Lineage: Eukaryota; Viridiplantae; Streptophyta; Magnoliopsida; Fabales; Fabaceae
Exons: 2
Coding region: 19-582 (187 amino acids)
Source: RefSeq, a predicted model, not a curated record